Drosophila biarmipes is the source of this 3009-nucleotide messenger RNA. RefSeq names its product ATP-binding cassette sub-family F member 1. Lineage: Eukaryota; Metazoa; Arthropoda; Insecta; Diptera; Drosophilidae. The transcript has 3 exons. Gene Ontology annotation, molecular function: ATP hydrolysis activity; ATP binding. Bases 110 to 2839 code for a protein of 909 amino acids. The record is from RefSeq and is a predicted model, not a curated record.
GUCUAUGACAUACAGACGUACAUACGUUUGUACUACAUACCUAUAUAACAUUGCCAGCUCUGCACGUGAAAUCCGAAGGCGGCGAAAGUAAUCUGUGAUCAAAGCAAAAAUGUCCAAGGCCAAGGGUAGGAAGAAGGAGCGCUUCGAUGACGACGAGGAGCAGCCGGAGAAAGUGCAGGAGAAGAAGCCGCCGACGAGCAAGAAGGGUGGCAAGAAGGGAAAGCGAGGAGGCGACUCCAGCGACGAGGACCCGGCGCCCAAGAGCCGGGACAACGAGGAUCUGGAGAGCGUAGCCUCCUCGAACCAGAGCAAGCAGCAGCAGGCGGGCAAAAAGCAGGGCAAGAAGGGCAAAAAGGGCAAGAAGAACGACGACUGGAGCGACGAGGAUGAGAAGCCCGCGAAGGGUCUGCCCGCCGACGACCAGGACGAUGAGGAUGACGAGGAGGCGCCGCCCCCGUCCAAGCCAGCUGCCAAGAAGCCACCGCCCAGCAAGAAGAACAAGAAGAACAAAAAGAAGAACGACGACUUCUCCGACGAGGAGGAGCCCGAUCUGGACUUGGAGGAGCCGGAGGAUGAGGAUGAAGUGGUCGCUGUGGCCGCCAAGCCCGCCUCCAAGAAGUCCAAGAAGAAGCAGCAGGCCCAGCAGAAGAACAAGUUUGCCAUGAGCGAGGAUGAGGAUGAGGAGGCUGCUGAAGAUCUGCUGGAUGAGGACAACGAGGAGGAGGAGUUGGUGUCCAACAAGCCUGCAGCUAAAAAGUCCAAGAAGAAGCAGAAACAGAAACUGGCGGCCAGCGAGGACGAAGAGGAGCCCGAGGAGGAGGAUGAGCAGCCCGAAAAGGAAGUGGAGGAGCAGAAAGUGGAGCAGGCCCUCAGCGAGAAAGUGGCUGCCGUGAGUCUCAAGGAGAAGACACCCGAACCCGUAGUCGAAGCCGAACCUGAACCAGAGCCCGAGGAGGAUGCCGAGGCAGAGGCGGAGCCCAAGUCCGAGGACAGCAAGGAGACCAAGGAGAAGAAGCUCACCCACAAGGAGAAGAAAAAGCAAAAGAAGCAGCAGGAGUACGAGCGCCAGAUGGAGCUGAUGACCAAGAAGGGCGGUGCCGGGCACUCCGAUUUGGACAACAAUUUCACCAUGUCGCAGGUGCAGAAGAGCGCCGGCCAGCAGGCGGCUCUGGAACACGCCGUGGACAUCAAGAUAGAGAAUUUCACCAUCUCGGCCAAGGGCAACGAUUUGUUUGUGAACGCCAACCUGCUGAUUGCCCAUGGCCGCCGCUAUGGCCUGGUGGGUCCCAAUGGUCACGGCAAGACCACCCUCCUCCGGCAUAUUGCCACCCGUGCCUUCGCCAUACCGCCCAACAUCGAUGUGCUGCUCUGCGAACAGGAAGUGGUGGCCACUGACAAGACGGCCAUCGAUACCAUCCUCGAAGCGGAUGUGCGCCGCACAGAGAUGCUGAAGAAGGCGGAUGAGCUGGAGAAGCAGUUCGCCGCUGGAGAUCUGAGUGUUCAGGAGGAGCUUAACGAUGCCUUCACGGAGCUGAAGGCCAUUGGAGCCUACUCGGCGGAGGCCAGGGCCCGCCGAAUCUUGGCCGGUUUGGGCUUCAGCAAGGAAAUGCAGGACAGACCCACCAACAAGUUCUCCGGUGGCUGGCGCAUGCGAGUCUCCUUGGCGCGAGCCCUCUAUCUGGAGCCCACGCUGCUCAUGCUCGACGAGCCGACGAAUCACCUGGAUCUCAACGCUGUGAUCUGGCUGGACAACUAUCUGCAGGGCUGGAAGAAGACCCUGCUGAUCGUGUCCCACGACCAGAGUUUCCUGGACAACGUGUGCAACGAGAUCAUUCACUUGGACCAGAAGAAGCUGCAGUACUACAAGGGCAACUACUCCAUGUUCAAGAAGAUGUACGUGCAGAAGCGCCGCGAGAUGAUCAAGGAGUACGAGAAGCAGGAGAAGCGGCUGCGCGAGCUGAAGGCCCACGGCCAGUCGAAGAAGGCGGCGGAGAAGAAGCAGAAGGAGUCGCUUACCCGCAAGCAGGAGAAGAACAAGUCCAAGCAGCAGAAGAAGGACGAGGACGAGGGACCGCAGGAGCUGCUGGCCAGGCCCAAGGAGUACAUCGUCAAGUUCCGCUUCCCGGAGCCAUCGCAGCUCCAGCCGCCCAUUUUGGGUGUGCACAAUGUAACCUUCGCCUUUCCGGGCCAAAAACCUCUCUUCAUCAAGGCUGACUUCGGCAUUGAUCUGACCAGUCGCGUGGCCAUCGUGGGACCCAAUGGUGUGGGCAAGUCCACGUUCCUAAAGCUGCUGCUCGGCGAACUGGAACCGCAGGAGGGUGAGCAGCGCAAGAACCACCGCCUUCACGUGGGCCGCUUCGACCAGCACUCCGGCGAGCAUCUCACGGCAGAGGAAUCGGCUGCCGAGUAUCUGCAGCGCCUGUUCAAUUUGCCGCACGAAAAGGCGCGCAAGGCCUUGGGUUCCUUUGGUCUGGUCAGCCAUGCGCACACCAUCAAGAUGAAGGAUCUGUCCGGUGGCCAGAAGGCUCGCGUGGCCCUCGCCGAGCUGUGUCUCAGUGCGCCGGAUGUGCUGAUUCUCGAUGAGCCCACCAACAACCUGGACAUCGAGAGUAUCGACGCCCUGGCGGAGGCCAUCAACGAGUACGAAGGCGGCGUGAUCAUUGUUUCCCACGACGAGCGACUGAUCCGUGAGACGGGCUGCACUCUCUACGUGAUCGAGGAUCAGUCGAUCAACGAGAUCGACGGCGAGUUCGAUGACUACAGGAAGGAGGUUCUCGAUUCGCUGGGCGAGGUGGUCAACAAUCCCAGCGUGGUGGCCAAUGCGGCGGUGCUGCAAUAACCCUGGAGCUUCACAAGGACUUGGAGUCCCCGCCCCUGGUCAUCAUCUCGUCAGCCGGCUCGCCGCAUGUUAAUUGUUCAACUGUUGAAUGGUUUAUCCGCUAGUUAGCCUUUUUAUACCAACAUAUAUACAAUAACAAAUUGUGGAAGUAAAAGUUAUUACACAAGAAA